AUGAUUAGGCAGCUGGUGCGGCACUACGUUACUCCGGUUGUUCGCAUCUCUUCUGAGAUUGAGAAGUUUGACCAAGAUGCAAUUAAAAAAGCGACUGAGAGAGGAAAUCGACUCCUGAAAGCCAUUCAUGAGUCGCAACAGUCGGAGCACGAGUAUCAAAGGGCAGCCAACCUCAAGAUCGAGGAAGCGCGGAGAUCCGGGUACGCUCACGUUCACGGAAACACAGAGAUGCCAAAGUUUCCUGAUGAUCCACGGUUGCAGGCAGAUUUGCUGAAAAGUCAACAGCUAAAGACACAUUCAUCCAGAUAUGUGUACAAUAAACAAGAAGAUCGCGUGAUCGACAGGUUGAGAGUGCUGGAAAGAGAGCGUAAAUUGCCCUCUUUGCCACGGCAGAACCAGUACGAGCAAUUUUGGGGUGAGCUGGAGCGCUUUGCUGCAGUAUUGGUGCUAAAAAACGAGACACCUGCAGUGUCCCUCACCUACAAAGCUUUGGCUGAUUCGCUGGAGGCGAUCAACAUUCUGCAAAAUGCGCAUCUAGACCAUUCAAUCACGGAUCCAAACGAUUUUACACUGGCCGCAGAUUAUUACUUCACGCGCAAAAUUCCGUUGUUACUGCAGAAACUGCAGCCCGUCUCUGAUCUCUCUGAGCUUGACAACGUUGCCCUUGUCGGGCUGACCAACGUUGGAUUCAAAGAAACUACAGAACCGUUACAGCUGUUUACUGAAAAGUUCAAGGACUCGUUUUCGGUGGUGUGUUGCGCGCUGAACACACCGCAGUACCCAGAGCUGACCCAGCUGAAUCAGCCAGAUAACAACACUAAAAAGAAUUUGUACCAAUUGGCAACUCUCGGUCUCACAAAAGUGAUCAGUUUGCCCGACGGAUGGGUUGUGCUGACCAAAGGCACAGAUUAG
Messenger RNA from Ogataea parapolymorpha DL-1, 912 nucleotides. RefSeq lists its product as uncharacterized. The record is from RefSeq and is a predicted model, not a curated record. The transcript has a single exon. The coding region runs from base 1 to 912 and encodes 303 amino acids. Lineage: Eukaryota; Fungi; Ascomycota; Pichiomycetes; Pichiales; Pichiaceae.